Messenger RNA from Papaver somniferum (opium poppy), 603 nucleotides. Its product is annotated as putative F-box protein At3g23950. The coding region runs from base 1 to 603 and encodes 200 amino acids. The record is from RefSeq and is a predicted model, not a curated record. The transcript is spliced from 2 exons. Lineage: Eukaryota; Viridiplantae; Streptophyta; Magnoliopsida; Ranunculales; Papaveraceae.
AUGUGUUUCAAAGGGUCUAGUGAUGGUUUGGUUCUAUGCACAACUAAUUUUUCUAGUCAGAACUAUUAUUAUGUUUGUAAUCCACUCACUAAGGAAUGGGUUUCACUCCCACCACCACCAACAGAACAGAUCAAUGUUCAAACUGGUUUCACAUGUGAAUCAUCACUAAUUUCUAAGAGUUAUAAGGUUAUUCGUGUUUCUCAAGGACAGGGCUCAUUCAAAAUUGAUAUAUUUACUUCUGAUUUGGAUGAAUGGAAUGUCUAUGAUGUUCUCUAUCCUCCUGGUGUAUAUCAUGGAUGCUCAAUUUAUGACAAUCAUGAUACCUGUAAUGGCGUUUUUUACUGGUACCAAAAGGUAUACAACAACGUUCUAGCUUUCAGUGUUGAUAGAAUCAACAAACAUCAAACUUGUGGCAAUGAAAUUAGAUUGAUUAAUUUUCCAGAUCGACAGAUAGAUAAUGAGAACAGGUAUUUUAAUCAAUCUAUAAAGUGGCAACAAAGGGAUUUACAUCAAUGUCUAGGGGAAUCAGAAGGAACGAUUUGUUUCGCUAUUAUCGAACAAGCGGAGAGGAGUUUGAGUGUCUGGGUUCUUGAAGAAAACUAG